Phytomonas sp. EM1 is the source of this 2530-nucleotide messenger RNA. The record is from the annotation of a GenBank genome assembly. Lineage: Eukaryota; Euglenozoa; Kinetoplastea; Trypanosomatida; Trypanosomatidae.
GGGUAUUUUUUGGAAUCCUUUACGUACAUAUACUCAAGAUUAUAUUGGUAAUGCUCCAAAAGAAGCUGCAUACAACUAAUUAGAAAAUUCUAGUCCGAACACUUUUGAAAACCAGGUUGAAUAUAAAAUGGGUGCUGUCGAAGAGCCGGACUCAACGUUUAUUGGUCGACUGAAUGACUUUUUCAUAGCUGGCGAGAACACUGAUGCCAUUGGCAAUUUUUUUAGUCAGAAACGCGAAAGUCUGAUGAAAAUACUCGAGGAUGAAUUCACUACAGACUCACAGCUCGGCUUGGAGGCUUACGCGAUGUACCAAGAGUACAGCCGAAUCAUCGAGGAGAUUACCAAAGCAUUUAUGAAGAGUGAAUCCAUUCAGGGUCGAUCGCUGACGGAUGAGGAGGUGGCGAAGCUCAUCCUGGAGUUGGUUGAGAAUCCCACCGCGUCAUUGGAGCAUUUGUGUGUGGAUUACAUUGCCGGGCAGCUCGAUUUUAAGAGGUUCUUGGAUUUGGCAGCCGAUAUGUGCAGCCUCCUCAGCGCAGAGUGGGAGGAGGAGGACGAAGAGCAUGAGGAGGAAUAUGAGGAAGAGUAUAAGGAGGCCGACACAGUAUGAUGCUUUUGCGCGUGUGAUGAGGGAGAAGAACUUCGGGGCGAAAAAAAAAGGGAUGCAAAUGGAGGCGGUGCUCUUCCACAAGUGAUUUUGUGUAAUGAAUCUUUGAGGUUGCAAAUGUAUGUAAAAGGACAUUUGGAAAAUAAUAUAUCGACUAUAUACGAGCUCAGGCAACGGAUUAGCCACGCGCAAGGAAAGGGGACCUCUACUUUACUUUCGCCUAGUCUCCUUCUUUCUUAUUCGUUCAAAAUGAUAGGGUUGUGUAGCUUAUCAGUUGCUUUCAAAGCAAUUUCAUCGCCCUCUAUUCUCUAUCAGGAAUCACCAAAAGGUCGUGUUAAAAGUGAAUAUGGCUAUAGUCAAUAUUACAUGGAAUUUCUCAUGAGUCUGAUGACAAAAAUGCACCUUUUUCUCAUAGUGGCAGUAGAAGCCCUACGUAUAGAAUACUUGAAUGGAAUCUCGUAAAGUUACUGUCUGAGAGGAUGACGAAGGGCAGAUCUAGGAUGUGAUCACCUACAUGUUCUCUUAAGACAAUCCUUUCUGUUCCUGAUGCCAUGCGUUGUAAUUUUUUUCUUCAUGAUUAUUGUUAUCACCAUUUUUUACAUUUCACCCCUUUGGUGGCGAGUGGCAUUUCUUUUCCAUAAGAUGUAGUGCUCCGUGGAAAGUCGCAAUAGCAUGGUGGUUGAAAGGGAAGACAAUGGAAUGAGUUGCCCGUUAGAUCCAUGUCGAGAGGCGAAGUCGUUCAGAAUGGACUUGCUCUUUGUUCUAUGUAUCGCUCCAAUCUUGAAUUAGCCUCAAAUGAUGCAGACAAUUAGCAUGCAUGUAAGGCAACAAAAACAAUAAAAGAUGCAAGUGAAUGAUAACAGUCUUUGGUGGAGCAUUUGUUAUCUAAAACCCCCUAAACCUAUCUUCUUCCUCAUUGUAUGUAUCGGAUGUGUUUUUCGGACGGGUAUCGAGUGAUGCAAUACAAUUGCUUUCAGAAAGGGGUAAAGUUAGCCUCAACAUGAGCUGACGCGCUGCUAAACUACACACCAGAGGAGAUCCCCCAUCGAGAAAGCAAAGGAUGGAAAUGAGCAAAGUCUUCUGAAGCUUAAUUCCAAUUGUUUAGAUUUUAGUAAUAUCGUCCGAUAAUUGCAGACUAUCAACUCAUCCUCCUUUUCCAUUCUGUUUACACAAUACGUAUAUUAUAUUUUCAGUCCUAUGUAACGUACUUUAUGCAUCUUCGUAUGCAUAUUAUUUAUUUAAUGUCAUAUAAUUGCAACCCUCUCUGCGCGUAAGUACAUCCCGUGCGUGUAGCUGGACAUAAUGCACAUUAAUAAAUAAAUGAGAUGUGUGAAGCAUGAUUCGAAGGCCUACGAGUGGUGUCAUAUAGAUGAACUUAUCGCUUUACUGUUUUCUCACCUUUUUUCUCCAUUGUUGAAACCUUCUCACCGUUAUAUGUUUGCCUUUUGCGUUUCAUUCCAACGCAAAGGGGACAAAGCAAGUGAUCCUGCAUCAGUCUUCGGUGUCCAUCUCACCGUACAUUGACAGAGUUCUUUAUCGAUUCCUUUUUCUUGCGACUUCUCAGAUGGAUAUACGAAUCAAAGGCCUCCACGCGGUUGCCCAAUGGUGCUGGGAUUGCAAAGGAGAUACCUGCGGGAUUUGCCGUCGCCCUUUCGAGGCCCCCUGCCCAUGCUGCAACUUUCCUGGUGAAAAUUGCCCCCUUCAAACGGGGCGCUGCAACCACACGUUUCACCUGCAUUGCAUCGAAAAGUGCACUUCCGCGGAGGAGAAUAUGGCCUGCCCGAUGUGCCGCCAGCCGUGGGAUUGAACAGAGCGUAGUAUGGAGAAGGGAUAUACAAAGAGAGAGGAAGGGGUGAUAUCCUUAUAGAUACAACACGUUUGAGUUCAUUGUGGGUGGAAGAACUCUAUGGAAAUCUAGAUCACGUA